Vidua chalybeata is the source of this 1313-nucleotide messenger RNA. Its product is annotated as zinc finger protein 239-like. The transcript is spliced from 2 exons. Gene Ontology annotation, molecular function: RNA polymerase II cis-regulatory region sequence-specific DNA binding; DNA-binding transcription factor activity, RNA polymerase II-specific. The record is from RefSeq and is a predicted model, not a curated record. Bases 121 to 1113 code for a protein of 330 amino acids. Gene Ontology annotation, biological process: regulation of transcription by RNA polymerase II. Lineage: Eukaryota; Metazoa; Chordata; Aves; Passeriformes; Viduidae.
UUGGCGGAGCGUCUGUGCGGGCCCGGGAGCGGCGGCAGCGGCCGGAGGCCGGGGAGGCGGCAUUGGCGGAGCUGGGAGGCGGCCCCGGCGCAGGAUUUGUCAUUGUCAGGGCGUGGCUGGAUGGAGGAGGAGGAAGAGCCCCAGAGAUCCUGCCCGGGGAGUGGCUGCAAACCCAGCCCAGGGAGCUGCGGGGAGGAAAGAGCCCCCCUGAGCCAGGAAGGCGGCCGGAGAUCCAGCCGGAGCUCGAAGCUGGUGGAGAAGGCUCAUGGCAGGGAGAAGCCACACAAGUGCUUGGAAUGUGGGCAGGGCUUCAGCUGGAGCUCCAGCCUGAUCCAGCACAAGAGGAUCCACACUGGGGAACAGCCCUACGAGUGUGGGGAGUGUGGGAAGGGCUUCAGCUGGAGCUCCAGUCUGAUCCACCACCAGAGGAUCCACACUGGGGAACGGCCCUACGAGUGUGGGGAGUGUGGGAAGAGCUUCAGCUGGAGCUCCAGUCUGAUCCAGCACCAGAGGAUCCACACUGGGGAACGGCCCUACGAGUGUGGGGAGUGUGGGAAGAGCUUCAGCUGCAGCUCCAAGCUGAUCCAGCACCAGAGGAUCCACACUGGGGAACGGCCCUACGAGUGUGGGGAGUGUGGGAAGAGCUUCAGAGAGAGCUCUGCGCUGCUCCGGCACCAGGUGGUCCACACUGGGGAAUGGCCCUACAGCUGCUUGGAAUGUGGGAAGGGUUUCAGCCGGAGCUCUGAGUUGAUCCGGCACCAGGUGAUCCACACUGGGGAGAGGCCCUACGAGUGUGGGGAGUGUGGGAAGAGCUUUUGGCGGAGCUCAGACCUGAGAAAACACAAGCGCAUCCACACAGGGGAGAGGCCCUACGAGUGUCCCCAGUGCGGGAAGAGGUUUCAGACCAGCUCCGAUCUCCUCGUACAUGAGCGGAUUCACACAGAGGAGAGGCCCUUCCGCUGCCCCGACUGCGGGAAGGGCUUCAAGCAAAACUCCCACCUCACCGUGCACCGGCGCAUCCACACCGGGGAGAGGCCCUACGAGUGUGGGGAGUGUGGGAAGAGCUUCUCCAGGAGCUCAACAUUGAUGGAACACCAACAAAGGUGCCACUAAGGGAAGCCCUGUGAGUGCCCCAUGUGAGGGAAGAGAGUGAUGGAAGAGCUUUGUGUGCUGCUCCAGCUCCAUCCCCCAUGGGAGUCUCCGGGCUGGAUGAUCCCCGGUGCCCCCUGUUUGGUGGAGCCCUGGUGAGCUCCGUUGGGUGGGGGGAAGGUGUUGGUUUCUUCUUCUUGUGCUGCUGUGAUUUGGGGGAGGUU